AUUAUCCCAAUUAUUUAUCAGGCACGGCCUAUAUUUUGUCCAGCAGCGUGCUGACCCCUCUUCUUGAGGCCGCUAUGCUCACGCCGCUCUUCCAUCUCGAGGAUGUCUACAUCACCGGCAUUUUAGCACAGAAGAUUGGGGUCACGCCUCAGGAUAGUGUAGACUUUUCAUAUUAUACUAAUCCAAGAGAUCCUUGUCUCUACCAGAACCUAUCUGUUGGUCAUGAUAUGGAGCCUCUGCAGAUGUACGAGUUAUGGAACACGUUACACCUGACGAACAUGACCACCUCUUGUGGGCCUGUCACAGCCGCUCAUAUCGGUUACACCUCGCCUCGUGAGUGUAGUGCCUCACCAGAGUCGCACACUCUUCUCUCGCGUUUAUCUUCCUACUUCAAUUGAACUGUAUUCUAUUUCAAUAACUAACGCAUUUAUAGCUAUCAUCAUAGAACAGAGCAGCCCGUUCAUCUCUCUGUGUCGUUGCUCUAAUAUCAUUCACAAUAUCAUUCACUUUUCAUUAUUUCCCAUUUCAAUUCAUAUUCAUCGUUGACGUGAUAUCUAUCAUCCGAUUGUUUUGUUUAUGUUUGCAUUUUUGUCAGCACCGCAACGAGUUUCAAUAGAUGUUCCUUCCCUAUCUCCAUCUUUUACACAACGCUGCUGGCUUAUUGUAAAGUUCAUCAUUUGAAUAUUGCCUGCAAGCAUCAUCAAUGUUACAGUGUAAGGUGUUCGCUCACAGUUUUAACCGCAUCCAACAUACAUCGAGUUGCUACCUAGAAUGACCAUCCAACAUACAUUGAGUAGCUACCUAGAAUGACCAUCCAACAUACAUUGACUUGCUACCUAUAAAUCUAUAAUGACCAUCCAACAUACAUUGACUUGCUACCUUUAAUGACCAUCCAACAUACAUUGACUUGCUACCUAUAAUGACCAUCCAACAUACAUUGACUUGCUACCUAUUGACCAUCCAACAUACAUUGAGUUGCUACCUAGAAUGGUUCACUUGUGAGUCUCGUCUCACUCACUAUGGUAAUAAUGCCCUACGUGAUGAACACACCCCCUAUCUUCACUGAAAAUUUUAUGGUGUUCAACGUUGAUGUUAUAUCACUUCAGAAUCUUUGCGUAAUAUUUUUAUUCUUUUUCGUUGUCGCUCUUGCUUAAUAUAUUUGCUGUUUUUUG
Hyalella azteca is the source of this 1172-nucleotide messenger RNA. RefSeq names its product beta-1,3-galactosyltransferase 1. The record is from RefSeq and is a predicted model, not a curated record. Gene Ontology annotation, molecular function: hexosyltransferase activity. Gene Ontology annotation, cellular component: membrane. Lineage: Eukaryota; Metazoa; Arthropoda; Malacostraca; Amphipoda; Hyalellidae.